AUGCUGUCAUUAGAAGUCAUUAGAAAUAUUAUCAAACAAAUUAAAGAAAACACAUUUUAUGCCAUUUUAUUAGACGAAACUAGUAAUAUUACUGUCAAAGAACAAAUUUCGUUUUGUUUAAGAACAGUGGACAAAGAAUCGUUGGAAAUCGAAGAAUAUUUUAUGGGUUUUUACGAAACGCCUAAAACUGAUUCUGAUACUCUUUUCAAAAUUGUGAAAGAUAUUUUGUGUAGAUUAGAAUUAGAUUUUUAUAAUAUUAGAGGACAAUGUUUUGAUGGUGCUAGCAAUGUUUCUGGAAUUCAUAAAGGAUUACAAGCUAGAAUAAAAGAAAUUGAACCAAGAGCAUUGUUUGUUCACUGUCAAGCUCAUUUUUUAAAUCUUGUUAGCCAAGAUGCGAAAUGUAAAAAAUGCUAG
This is a messenger RNA of Sipha flava (yellow sugarcane aphid), 414 nucleotides long. Its product is annotated as zinc finger MYM-type protein 1-like. NCBI's taxonomy places the organism in Eukaryota, Metazoa, Arthropoda, Insecta, Hemiptera, Aphididae. The transcript has a single exon. The record is from RefSeq and is a predicted model, not a curated record. The coding region runs from base 1 to 414 and encodes 137 amino acids.